AUGAGCUGGAUGCUCCUUCUUGGGUUUGCUGUGACCAUUGCUAAUGCACAGACGGCACUGCCUCAUCUCAAGCCGCUGAAGUCAGGAUGCCUUCCCUCGGACGUCACGAGCUGCAAGAUGAGCUGCCCGAGCAUCUACCACGACACAUCACGCUUCACGUGCCCUUGCUACAGCAAAAUGGGCGAAUGUCUCGUCCGCAUCGGAUGUAGCUUUAGCCAGCGCAAGGACGCCAUGGCCUCGUGCACGCGUAAAGGGUACUGCAAAGCGGGCUAUUGUACGUACCGUCUCGGUGACUUUACCCCCAAGUUGGGAGCUCGGCGCGAGAUUUUUGACGCGACGGCAAUCGUCCCGCCUGACUCGCCGUGCGUCGAUGGCUGCUGUCCUGGCAGCGCUAGCUGCACCGAGAACUCGGUGAUGAAAGCGCUGCGGCAACCUGGGCGCGCGUAUCGGCUCGAAGAGCCCAAGCUACCGCCUCGCUAUGGCGAUCCGCGCCUGAGCGUCAACCAAAACUACAACUUGAUGCCAUACAGCCUCCCACUGGGCAAUCUACCGGCGGUCUCCGCAUCGUUUCUACAAGGUUUUGCGCAAGAGGCAUCGACAGCUUUCGCACACAACGACAGCCACGUCAUGGAAAAGCUACCAACGCAGCCCGAGCAAACGCCAAAACUCAGUUAA
Molecule: messenger RNA, 675 nt
Organism: Saprolegnia diclina VS20
Lineage: Eukaryota; Oomycota; Saprolegniomycetes; Saprolegniales; Saprolegniaceae
Exons: 5
Coding region: 1-675 (224 amino acids)
Source: RefSeq, a predicted model, not a curated record